AUGCCUCGCGGUCGCCCAAGGAGGAGCGACGCAGCGCCCACUGUCGCCCAAACCACUCCCAAGCGACGCGGUCGGCCUGCAAAAGUCGCGCCCGCUGUCGCCGAACCUGCACCUGUUGACGCGACUGCAAACGAGCCGAGGAUUUCUGGUCGCGGACGUCCGAGGAAGAGCGAGCCGGCGGCUACUCCACCGGAGCAAGACACUGAGACGGGAAAGACAUCUGGUCGUGGCCGGCCGAAGAAAGGCGAAGCGGUGACCGAGACGGAGCAACCCGCACAGAAGAGACGCGGUCGUCCACCAAAGGCUGAGCAGGUAAACGAAGUGCAAGACGCAGUCGAGCAAGUGAACACAUCCGCUCGCGGUCGCCCUCGUGGUGGUCGCCCCGCUAAGAACGUUCCCUCCAUGAUGGAACCACGCAAGUCGCCUCGCGCCCGAAAGACUGCUGUCGCUCAAUCUCCGGUUGCUGGACCCGUGCGCGUAGCGAAGAAACGCGGUCGGAGGGCUGCAGCUGCACCCGCUCCGCCUCCACGCGUCAAUGCUCGCAUCAGGUCGAAGCUUCGCGAUCGCAAACAACUGCAGGAGGCGAAGGAGGAGGCUGCUGCGAGAGCCGCGCAGGCCAAUGCUGAUGCUUCUGGACGUGGACGGGCAAAGAAGCGCGUGGGUCGCCCCGCGAAGAACGCGACUCCACCCGCCGCAGCAUCGCCCGGUCGUAAGACGGCGAGGGAUGCAGUGAAGAAGACACGUGCUAAGAGAGGCCAUAUUACCAUGGAAGUUCCGAAGAAGUUCGUGGCGCAGCUGCAGCACCGCUUGUUAGAGCUCCAGGCAGAGGAUGAGGCUCGCCAGGCUGAAGAAGCUGAAGGAGCGGAAGAGGAAGAGGAAGAGGAAGAGGAAGAGGAACAGGCGCAAAAUGAGACUGAAGAGAACAGAGUCACCGAAGUUCAGGAAGAGUUCGAGCUCAUUGAAGUAGAAGAAGUCAACGAUGCUCAAGAGAAUGGGGAUGUCGAAGGUGACGAAGCUGAGGGAGCCAACGAAGGCGAGAUCGAGAUCGCAGAGAAUAUGGAAGUCGAGAGUCCCGUCGAAGAGCAGGAGGUGCGCAUCGAAACAGAGACCUCGGUCAACAUCGUCACCAUGGAUGUCGACGUCAAUAAUGAAGGCGAAGGCGAAGGCGAAGCUUCAAGUGCUGCCGCCCAAACCGGCGCUGAACGGCAAUUCCAAGCCUUCAUUGAGGAGGAGACUCAGGAAGAAUUCGCUACGUCUGAGCCUGAUCUCGCAGCGGCAGUGCCCGCGUCGGUGUCCUCCGCUUUCAUGGGUUAAUCGACUAUGGAUCCUCACUGAUGAGAGGAAGUUCUCGAGAUGCUUCUCUGUCUCUAUUUCUCUGGAUACGUGGCAUAUGGUCCCGGCAUAGAGACGACACGCCAUAUAACACCGUAAGCUGCAUUCUUAUACAGUGCCAGCACUUGAUGAAUGGUACUCGAGCGUCUCUUUACGUGCUGCCCGUACCGUAGCGAUCGAUCCUGCUUCUCGCUCAUGGUUACCAUCCCGCUGGGUGGCUCAGCGUUAGGGUGGAUUGCAUUGGUCAACGGGACCUAUUUGAUUCUAGCAGAGCUUACAGCCUCGCAAGAAGACGUGUAUAGUAGAAAUUCAUUUCAAAGCUUC
Messenger RNA from Westerdykella ornata, 1656 nucleotides. RefSeq lists its product as uncharacterized. Lineage: Eukaryota; Fungi; Ascomycota; Dothideomycetes; Pleosporales; Sporormiaceae. The record is from RefSeq and is a predicted model, not a curated record. The coding region runs from base 1 to 1314 and encodes 437 amino acids. Gene Ontology annotation, molecular function: DNA binding. The transcript is spliced from 2 exons.